Messenger RNA from Nannospalax galili (Upper Galilee mountains blind mole rat), 2567 nucleotides. It is a transcript of the gene Cd180, whose product is annotated as CD180 molecule. NCBI's taxonomy places the organism in Eukaryota, Metazoa, Chordata, Mammalia, Rodentia, Spalacidae. Gene Ontology annotation, molecular function: protein binding. The record is from RefSeq and is a predicted model, not a curated record. The coding region runs from base 84 to 2069 and encodes 661 amino acids. Gene Ontology annotation, cellular component: extracellular matrix. Gene Ontology annotation, biological process: positive regulation of lipopolysaccharide-mediated signaling pathway; B cell proliferation involved in immune response; cellular response to lipopolysaccharide. The transcript is spliced from 3 exons.
UUGCCAAGGCAUAGGCCAUGAUUCUGUGACUCAGCCCAGAGCAUUAGAUAAGCCCACCUGGCUGGGCUUGCUCUGGAUCUGGGAUGGCCCCUCACGUUAGCUGCUUCUUUUUGGCGGUGCUGCUUACAGCCAGCUGUGAAGUCAUCACCUCCUCAGGUCAGACGUGCAUUGAGAAAGAAGCCAACAAAACAUACAACUGUGAAAAUUUAGGUCUCAGAGAAAUUCCUGCCACUCUACCAAACUCAACAGAAUGUUUGGAAUUCAGCUUUAAUUUCUUGCCUACGAUUCAAAGUACAACCUUCAGCAGACUCAUAAAUCUCACCUAUCUGGAUUUAACCAGGUGCCAGAUUUACUGGAUACAUGAAGAUACUUUCCAAAGUCUUCAUCAGUUGAGCACACUUGUGCUAACUGCAAAUCCCCUGAUAUUUAUGUCAGAAACAGCACUUAAUGGGCCCAAGUCACUGAAGCAUCUGUUCCUCAUCCAAACAGGAAUAUCCAGUCUUGAGUUUAUCCCAGCGCAUAAUCUGAAAACCUUGGAAAGUUUGCAUCUUGGGAGCAACCAUAUUUCCUCCAUUAAGUUCCCCAAAGGCUUCCCAACCAAGAACUUGAAAGUCCUAGAUUUUCAGAAUAAUGCUAUACGCUACCUAUCUAGAAAAGAUAUAGACGCUCUACAGCAGGCCACUAACCUGAGCCUUAACUUCAAUGGAAAUGACAUUACAGGAAUUGAGCCUGGGGCUUUCAAUUCAACUGUCUUUCAAAGUUUGAACUUUGGAGGGGCUCUUAACUUAUCAGUUAUAUUCAAUGGUCUUCAGAACUCUACUAUUGAAUCUCUCUGGCUGGGGACAUUUGAAGACACUGCAGACCAAGAUAUUAGUUCAGCCAUGUUUGAUGGUCUCUGUGAAAUAUCUGUUCAGAGAAUCAACCUGCAAAAGCAUCAUUUCUCUGACCUCUCCUCUGCCACAUUUCAAUGUUUCACUGGCCUUCAGGAACUGGAUCUCACAGCCACUCACCUGGGAGAAUUGCCCUCUGGGGUUGUAGGCCUAAAUAGACUCAAGAAAUUAGUUCUCAGUGCAAAUAAAUUUAAGGAAUUGUGUCAAAUCAAUGCUGCCAAUUUUCCCUCCCUUACACACCUCUACAUGAAAGGUGGCUCAAAUAAGCUAGACCUAGGUGCUGGCUGUUUAGAAAAACUAGAAAACCUUCGUCAACUUGAUCUAAGCCAUAAUGAUAUCGAGACUCUUGAUUGCUGCAACCUGCAACUCAAAAACCUGUCCAACUUGCAAAGCCUAAACCUGAGCUACAAUGAGCCCCUGGGUCUCCUGACAGAGGCAUUCAAAGUAUGUCCUCAGCUUGAGCUCCUAGAUUUGGCAUUUACCCAUUUACAUGUUAAUGCUGCACAAAGUCCCUUUCAAAACCUCCAAUUCCUGCAGGUCCUGAAUCUCUCCCACUGCAGCCUUGACACCAGCAAUCAGCAUCUCCUAGCAGGCCUGCCAGCACUCCAGCAUCUGAACUUACAGGGGAAUAACUUUCCAGAUGGAAAUAUCCAGAAGACCAACCCACUUCAGACAGUGGGCAGCCUGGAGGUUCUGAUUUUAUCAUCCUGUGGUCUCUCCUCCAUAGACCAGCAAGCUUUCAGCAGUCUUGGGAAAAUGAAUCAUGUAGACAUGAGCCACAACAGGCUGACAUCCAGUAGCAUCGAAGCUCUUAGCCAUCUUAAGGGGAUCUACCUCAAUCUAGCCUCCAACAGCAUUAGCAUCAUCCCAUUUAGUCUCCUCUCCAUCUUGUCCCAGCAGAGUACCAUUAAUUUAAGAGACAAUCCUCUGGACUGCACUUGCUCAAAUAUUUACUUUUUAACAUGGUACAAAGAAAACCUGCAAAAGCUUGAGGACACAGAGGAGACACAGUGUGCAAAUCCCCCAUCGCUGAGGGGUGUUAAGCUAUCUGAUGUCACACUGUCCUGCAGGAUCACAGCUGUGGGCAUUUUCUUUCUCAUAGUAUUUUUAUUCUUGUUUGCCAUUUUGUUGGUUUUUGCAGUGAAAUGUUUUCUCCGGUGGAAAUACCAACACCUUUAACUGAAGGAUUCCAGAGAAAGCAGAUAAAUGUGUUUAGUAAAACUGUCCUAAGUGAAGAAAACUGUCACCUGCAAGUAUUCAGACUUUUCAAGAGAUUACAGCAUUGCUAGUCUCGCAUUGACUGUGCUUCUUUGAACUUAAAUAAGAGUCCCCCACAGUGGGUAGAAUGGGGCUGGAAGGCCAGACACUGCUGUGAGAUACAGAGAUACUUCCUAUAUGAAAAUUGAUCCCCCAGGAGGUCAUGUACCAUUCACUCACUGAAUCCUUUGCAGCAGCCCCAUCUUGUCCCUGAAAGAUCAUUGGCCCUUCCGCUUGGCAGCACUGGGGCCAUCCCUCAACUCUCUUCCUCUCAGGGUUCUGAUAUUUUGCUUGAGGCUAAGUUCUCUGUAUUGCAGCCAUUUGGGAAACCUAGUCCUGGGCAGAGUCUCAAUGCUUAUUUUCAAUGACAGAAAGAAACACACACACACACACACACACACACACACACACACACACACA